Microsporum canis CBS 113480 is the source of this 1239-nucleotide messenger RNA. RefSeq lists its product as hypothetical. The coding region runs from base 1 to 1239 and encodes 412 amino acids. The transcript is spliced from 6 exons. Gene Ontology annotation, molecular function: ATP binding; protein serine/threonine kinase activity; RNA endonuclease activity. The record is from RefSeq and is a predicted model, not a curated record. Gene Ontology annotation, biological process: intrinsic apoptotic signaling pathway in response to endoplasmic reticulum stress; IRE1-mediated unfolded protein response; protein phosphorylation. Gene Ontology annotation, cellular component: IRE1-TRAF2-ASK1 complex. NCBI's taxonomy places the organism in Eukaryota, Fungi, Ascomycota, Eurotiomycetes, Onygenales, Arthrodermataceae.
AUGGGCAUGUCAACCACGCCUAUAGCUUCCAUUCCUACCAGCGAGCCAAAGGAAGCUCUGAAGGUGGGAACAAAUCUAGUCAGCCAACCUGGGACACAAUACUGCAUCAAUCGAAUUCUUCAGCACAGAACAGAGCCCACUUUAUCAUGUGUUUAUCUGGCUACAACUAAAGACGGAAAUAAAUAUGUUGCUAAAAACAUAUAUCACACUGAAUUUGAAUACCAGUUGAAUUUACAGACACCUCUUGCAAGUCUCCGAAACUUAAGAGUUGUGCUAGACACCGUCCCUGAACACCUCUUGUUCAUAUACAACUUUUGUACUGAUGAUCUACUUGGCCUAGCCAGGAAAGACAGCCUUUCCUACACGGAUAGAAAGAGAAUUCUGCGGGAUACGUUGGAGGGACUUGCCGCUCUCCAUGAACGGGGUAUCUUGCACGGUGAUAUCAAACCAAACAACAUAUUUGUGGACUAUGACAUGUCAAGCAGUGGAAUCAGGGUGAAGAGGGCUCAAAUUGGUGACCUUGAAAUGGGUUCGAUGAUACCUCCUGGCCUGAAUCGUAGUCCGGAGUCCCAUGCGGCCGCUCGAAUCAACAUUCCGUCCGACAUUUUCUCUUUUGGUCUCGUUUGCAUAUAUACCAUACUUCAAAAGAUUAUUUUCCAUAUCAACGGAGAAUGUACAAGUAAUACAGAGAAAGAGCGGAUAAUUGCCAAGCGCCUGCUCUCCCACUUUGGGGAUGGCCCGGGUUUGGUCGGACUGUUAGAGCAUCUAGAGGAUGACUCUGCCGAACGGCGUGAUAUUCUCAUAGCUGUUGUCGAUGAAUUCACACCUGAUGACCCGCGAAAGCCAUUUUCCAUGUGGGAGGAUGUCGACGAGUCUUUUCGAGAUAUCGUUGGCAGGAUGACAAGUUGGAUCCUGCAAGAAGGACUACAGCCAAGGAUGCUCUUGAACACCCUUGGUUCCAAGCGUGUAAUAUAUGUGAAUCUCCAAUUCAAUGGACUCUCUUUCAUAAGACCAAGUGCGAACUUUGACAUCCAUAUCAGUAAACUGCAUAACAGUACUGUUAAUCUUACCGGCAGCAACCAAGCAAUGCCAGCAACACCAAAUCCCAUUCUACACCCUGAUCUUGGGAAAAAAUCGACCGCCGAUAUGACGCAAGGUUUCAAAAGCGUUCAAACUGGUUGCUUUCCACUUUGGCCCCUAGCACCCGGUUUCGGUUUCUUGCCCUUGAAGGCAAUGUAG